AUGGACGUAUUUCUCUCACAACCAACAGCCCACUGUCAUGCUCCUCAACCUGAUCAUGUGCCUGCUAUUCAAUUAAAAAAUGAAAUUAAAGCUCGUGCCGUAACAACAGAUGAAUCAACCAGCUCCAUUAUUCAUUCUGCUUUGCGUACGUAUCCGGUGAGUGCUGCUGGUGAACUUCCAAAAAAUGAAGCACUUAUGCUAAUGAUUCGACGACAGCGUACUGUUGAAACAGUCGAUGCUGAUGGUUGUUUACCAGAAAAAUUAAGAAAGACGUAUCGCGAUGAAGACUUCAUCUUGCACGAAGACAAAAAUUUAAUUAUCUUUACAACAAAAACAAAUUUAUCGAUUCUGAAGCAAAAUAAACAUUAG
This is a messenger RNA of Rotaria sordida, 369 nucleotides long. NCBI's taxonomy places the organism in Eukaryota, Metazoa, Rotifera, Eurotatoria, Philodinida, Philodinidae. The record is from the annotation of a GenBank genome assembly.